Pan troglodytes (chimpanzee) is the source of this 1377-nucleotide messenger RNA. RefSeq names its product cholinergic receptor nicotinic beta 3 subunit (gene CHRNB3). Gene Ontology annotation, biological process: monoatomic ion transmembrane transport. Gene Ontology annotation, molecular function: transmembrane signaling receptor activity; acetylcholine-gated monoatomic cation-selective channel activity. Gene Ontology annotation, cellular component: postsynaptic membrane. The record is from RefSeq and is marked provisional. Lineage: Eukaryota; Metazoa; Chordata; Mammalia; Primates; Hominidae.
AUGCUCCCAGAUUUUAUGCUGGUUCUCAUCGUCCUUGGCAUCCCUUCCUCAGCCACCACAGGUUUCAACUCAAUCGCCGAAAAUGAAGAUGCCCUCCUCAGACAUUUGUUCCAAGGUUAUCAGAAAUGGGUCCGCCCUGUAUUACAUUCUAAUGACACCAUAAAAGUAUAUUUUGGAUUGAAAAUAUCCCAGCUUGUAGAUGUGGAUGAAAAGAAUCAGCUGAUGACAACCAAUGUGUGGCUCAAACAGGAAUGGACAGACCACAAGUUACGCUGGAAUCCUGAUGAUUAUGGUGGGAUCCAUUCCAUUAAAGUUCCAUCAGAAUCUCUGUGGCUUCCUGACAUAGUUCUCUUUGAAAACGCUGACGGCCGCUUCGAAGGCUCCCUGAUGACCAAGGUCAUCGUGAAAUCAAAUGGAACUGUUGUCUGGACCCCUCCCGCCAGCUACAAAAGCUCCUGCACCAUGGACGUCACGUUUUUCCCGUUCGACCGACAGAACUGCUCCAUGAAGUUUGGAUCCUGGACUUAUGAUGGCACCAUGGUUGACCUCAUUUUGAUCAAUGAAAAUGUCGACAGAAAAGACUUCUUCGAUAACGGAGAAUGGGAAAUACUGAACGCAAAGGGGAUGAAGGGAAACAGAAGGGACGGCGUGUACUCCUAUCCCUUUAUCACGUAUUCCUUCGUCCUGAGACGCCUGCCUUUAUUCUAUACCCUCUUUCUCAUCAUCCCCUGCCUGGGGCUGUCUUUCCUAACAGUUCUUGUGUUCUAUUUACCUUCGGAUGAAGGAGAAAAACUUUCAUUAUCCACAUCGGUCUUGGUUUCUCUGACAGUUUUCCUUUUAGUGAUUGAAGAAAUCAUCCCAUCGUCUUCCAAAGUCAUUCCUCUCAUUGGAGAAUACCUGCUGUUCAUCAUGAUUUUUGUGACCCUGUCCAUCAUUGUUACCGUGUUUGUCAUUAACGUUCACCACAGAUCUUCUUCCACGUACCACCCCAUGGCCCCCUGGGUUAAGAGGCUCUUUCUGCAGAAACUUCCAAAAUUACUUUGCAUGAAAGAUCAUGUGGAUCGCUACUCAUCCCCAGAGAAAGAGGAGAGUCAACCAGUAGUAAAAGGCAAAGUCCUCGAAAAAAAGAAACAGAAACAGCUUAGUGAUGGAGAAAAAGUUCUAGUUGCUUUUUUGGAAAAAGCUGCUGAUUCCAUUAGAUACAUUUCAAGACAUGUGAAGAAAGAACAUUUUAUCAGCCAGGUAGUACAAGACUGGAAAUUUGUAGCUCAAGUUCUUGACCGAAUCUUCCUGUGGCUCUUUCUGAUAGUGUCAGUAACAGGCUCGGUUCUGAUUUUUACCCCUGCUUUGAAGAUGUGGCUACAUAGUUACCAUUAG